This is a messenger RNA of Manduca sexta (tobacco hornworm), 2769 nucleotides long. RefSeq lists its product as uncharacterized. The record is from RefSeq and is a predicted model, not a curated record. The coding region runs from base 60 to 2765 and encodes 901 amino acids. NCBI's taxonomy places the organism in Eukaryota, Metazoa, Arthropoda, Insecta, Lepidoptera, Sphingidae. The transcript is spliced from 15 exons. Gene Ontology annotation, biological process: proteolysis. Gene Ontology annotation, molecular function: metallocarboxypeptidase activity; zinc ion binding.
UUGACGCAGUCAGGACAAAGAAAUGCUUAUCGAAGAAUAAGAAACUAAUUGCCUUAAUUAUGGAAAUAAAAAUUCUAGCACUGAUUCUAAUAUUCUUUGCUAACUUCAGAAUAUGCCAAAGUAAGAGAUAUGAUGGCUAUUCCCUAUACAGCGUCACGCCAAUGAAUGUGGACCAUUUGAAAUUCCUUCAGAAUCUAGAAAGGCAGAAGUACAUCGAUGUUAUAUUUUGGAAGAGUCCGUAUAAACUUUUCACCGAUGUCCAGUUUCUAGUGAACCCUAGUGAUAAAGAUUUGUUCCUGGAGAGAGCUGGUCAUUUCCGUCUUGAGGCUAAGCUGUUACUAAACGAUAUACAACAGGCAUUCGAACAUCAAAACGUCCGGCAAUACCACAGACUGCGAGUCGAAACGUUCACUUGGCAAAACUACCACACUUUAGCCGACGUUUACCAGUGGCUGGCAGAUAUUGCCUUAAAAUAUCCUGCACAAAUUGAUCUGACGUCUAUUGGCAAGUCAGCUGAAGGACGAGACAUAUUCGUAGUUGGACUUAAAACAUCUGGAGCGAAACCAGUGGUCAUUGUCGAAGGCGGUAUCCAUGGAGACGAGUGGAUUGCAACCGAAUUUGUGACGUAUCUUAUUUACCAGUUGGUUUAUAAUAAAAAUCCUCGGCUACAAGAUUUGGUCGCGAGGUACCAUUGGUACCUGAUACCUAUUGUUAAUCCUGAUGGAUUCGAAUACAGUCAUAACGUGGAUCGCUUGUGGAGGAAGAACAGGAGAAUCUUAGGCAAUGGACAUGGCGUGGACUUAAACAGAAAUUUUGACUAUAGUUUUGGUAAACAUGGAAUAAGUUCUGACCCGAACGAUGACCACUAUUGCGGCCCGACGUCCUUCUCCGAACCAGAGACGAAGGCUCUCACAGAAUUUAUCACGAUGAAAGGCGAUAACCUCAAGUUUUACUUCUCUUUCCACGCGUAUGGACAAAAAAUUAUUAUACCUUUCAGUGAUAGAAUAAACCAUGUCGACAAUUAUAGAGAAAUGGAAAAUUAUGGCAAACAAGCCAUAUUGAAAAUGUAUAAAUUAUAUGGUGUCAAAUACAGCGUAGGAACCACUUAUGACACUCUUGGUUUACGGAUUUCCGGCAACAGUGCCAGCUGGGUGAAGAAAAAUCUCAAAGUAAAAUAUGUUUUCACAUUUUUGCUACGCGAUAACGGCUCUUAUGGUCAUGCGUUGCCCCCUGAGCAAAUUCUGCCCACAUGCGAAGAGACACUGGAAGGCCUGGUGGAGAUCAUGACUGCGAAACCCAGACGAGUCAAAACUCUAUUCGGCGCUGCAUCAGUUCCAAGAACAAGUGUAUUGUUGAUCCUAGUCUGUUUGGUUAUGAAAUGGUAUACAUACUCUUUCCUCAUUAUCAUGAUUGUAAACAUGAGGAAGAGCAUUACAUUAUUAAUAUUUUCUAUUACAUUAAAUUAUUGUUUAUGUAUAAAAUACCAUAACUACACAUUAUACAGAGGCAUUCCAGUAACUGAUCAUCACUUGCACUUCUUCCAUAAUUUAAGUAUAAUGUUUGAUGUGAAAUUCUGGAGACCACCAGGUCUCAUGUACAGACCAAUAGAGUUCACAAUAAAGCCUGAAGACAAGGGUUUGUUUCUGAAAAUGGCUGACGAAAAUGGAAUUUAUUUAACCACGAUUAUACCAGACGUACAAAGAGCCUUUGAUAUGCAAACAGUCAAAACUUACAUUAGAAGAAAGAUGGAGACAUUCGACUGGCGAAAUUAUUUCAGGCUGGAUGACAUUUACAGCUGGAUGAGGGAUUUGAACAGAGCGUACCCUCGGGAGACGCAGCUGGCCAGCCUCGGACAAACACAUGAGAACAGAGACAUAAUGGCUAUAAGGAUUGUGUUGAAAGGCUCUAGUUUGAGAUCCACAGUCAUAGUAGAAGGAGGAAUCCACGCAAGGGAGUGGAUAUCUCCCGCCUUCGUGACGUACUUCAUCCACGAGAUCUUGCGAGCUCGUCACUCCACAGACUCUGAGAUGAAGAAGAUAGCUAUGACUUACGAGUGGUUUUUCGUUCCGGUGCUGAACCCAGAUGGUUAUGAAUAUACUCAUGUUACGGAUCGGAUGUGGAGAAAAAAUCGUCGAGGGCAGUUUGGAGUUGAUUUAAAUCGAAAUUUUGCACAUAAUUUCGGCACGGUAGGAGCGACAUUCCAUAAAAACUCAGAAGUGUACUGCGGUCAGAGCGCUUUCUCGGAACCUGAGACAUUGGCGAUGGCAAAACUGGUGCAGGUGAACAGCAAAAACCUGGAAUACUACCUAUCCUUUCACUCUUACGGACAGUACAUGAUAAUACCCUACGCUGAUACGAAGAAGCAUAUUGAAAAUUUUCAUGAAGUGAAAAAAAUGGGACUGCAAGCUGCCGAUAGGAUAUUCGGCAAAUAUCAAACUUAUUACACGGUUGGCACUUCAUAUGACACAGUCGGCUACAUGACGUCGGGCGUAAGUGGAUGUUGGGUCAAGAGGAUGUUUAGGGUUCCAUAUGUAGCAACAUUCGAGCUUCGAGACGAUGGGUACUAUGGUUUUGCCCUCCCUCCAAAUCUGAUUCUACCAACCUGCCUGGAGACCAUGGAAGGCGUGAUCUCCUUUCUCACUCCAAGAACGAAUAAAUACUCUAAGCUCGACCAGCCCUUCUCUGCCGGCCAUGGUAGUACUAUAUUGGAUAAUAUUGUAAUUGUUUGUAAUGUACUAAUGUUUAUUAUAGUGCGGUUUUAUUGAAAAA